Messenger RNA from Electrophorus electricus (electric eel), 933 nucleotides. The record is from RefSeq and is a predicted model, not a curated record. NCBI's taxonomy places the organism in Eukaryota, Metazoa, Chordata, Actinopteri, Gymnotiformes, Gymnotidae.
AUGUCCAGCAGUGACAUCAGCUCAGAGCUGGCAGAAACAAGUGGGGCCCAGACAGUUAGAGGAAGCAAACAAGAACGAAAAACAGACAGAGGACCAGAGGAGCCCCAGCAUGAGCUUCGACUGAUGCUGGUGGGUAAGACUGGAGUAGGAAAGAGUGCCUCAGGAAACACCAUCCUGGGAGAAGAGUUCUUCAGAGCUGAGUUGUCUCCUGAAUCUUUGACUAACAGUUGUAGCUCAAUGACCAAAGUCAUGGAAGGAUUUAGAGUCACUGUGAUUGACACUCCAGGGGUCAAUGACACGUGGCUGACAUCAGAUCCGACAGGCGAGAAUCCAUAUGACUGUAUCUCCAGCGUUGUUUAUUAUCCUCAUGUAUUCCUGGUGGUGCUCAGACUGCCAGCUAUGAUGGCAGAGUUAACUCGUAUUGGGAAUGCCAUGGUUGCACGCCCAUGGCUGACUAUCGAGAGCCACUGCAUGCAUGGCUGCAAUGGCAUCGUCAUAAGGGCUGGGUCGUCCUGGUCAAAUCCAUCGAAGAAGUUCACUGUGAUCCUGUUCACUGGUGGAGAUCAGCCUCGGGACAAACCUGCAGAGAAAGUAAUCAGUGAAAGUAGUGAGCUUACGAAGCUCGUAGAGAUGUGCGAAGGUAGAUAUCAUGUUUUCAACAACACUGAAAGGGGAAACCACAAUCAAGUCACCGAGUUAUCUGAAAAGAUUAAUAAAAUGCUGUAUGACGGUCUUGGCUAUAAAUCUACCAAAGAGAUUUGCCAGAAGGUUGUGCAGUACACCAGAGAGCAGGUGGAGAGGAAGAGGGACGAGACAGAAAAAGAGAUGAACAUAGAGGUGCAAAAGCAGCUGAAUAAGAUGGCAAUUAAGUUAAGAGAUGAGCAAUAUGAAAACACAAAACAGAGGAGAAAGUUAGAGGACGCAGAUACAUGA